AUGGUGGCGGUGGGCCUGGUGUGGGGCGCCACCAACGCGCUGAUGCGGCGGGGCGCGCUCGUCUGGGACCGCCGCUCCCGCUGCCUCCCCGCCGGCACCGGCGCCGUCCGGCGGUGGGCCGACCUGCCCGUCACCAACGCCACCACCUUCGCCGCCACCGCCGUCGCCGCCGCGCUCCUCGGGGAGGCCACCCGCGCCGCACCGGCCGCGCUCGGCACCGCGCUCAUCCUCCUCGGCGUCUGGGUCUGCAUCUCCUAG
Triticum turgidum subsp. durum (durum wheat) is the source of this 258-nucleotide messenger RNA. The record is from the annotation of a GenBank genome assembly. Lineage: Eukaryota; Viridiplantae; Streptophyta; Magnoliopsida; Poales; Poaceae.